AUGGAAAUAACCAGGCAUAUUUUAUUUUUUCUCAUCUUACACAUCUGGGCAUUCUACUGUUACGCUAAUGUGACUUCAUUUAAGGUAAGAGAGUCUGAGCUUAACUAAUGGUUUUAAAUUUUAUUCAGUUUUGUUGACCGGUUACUUGGGGCACGAGCGAAACUGGCUCGACACGUGGCCUCAUAGCUCAGCGCACUUUGUUGCUCAGUUUGCACUUGUUCUUCGGUGGCUGGAUGUUUUAAUCUUACGUUGACCUUUUUUAAAAGUGCACAGACAUUCGAGUAGAUAAAUCAGGACAAACUACCGAUGGAAAAGUUAUAGAAUGCGCUCACUUCCCCAUCAAAAAGUCGUCUUGGCACUCCGAAUGCCAGUUGUGAUUAUAGGAUUAGGGCUGAGAAAUUAUUUGGGCCCAACUCCAUUUGUCAGCGACUUAGUUUUACUAAUCAGUCAACAAAUCACUCUCAGACUGUCACCGACUAACGUUAUAGCUGAGUUAACUCAUUUACUUGAUGCGAAGCUUGCAUAAGUCAUGCUAAACGAAACAGCGUUUAAUUGCAAGGAAACUCAAUCGGCUUAACGUUUUCUUAUGCAAAUCAGCGCCAUGAAAACAAUGAAGUAAAAUGUUCUUGUAUUUCUGUUUGUAAGGUUUUGAAAACAAUGUCAUGCAAAUGUUGUCGGUGGGUUCUGAGUUUGGUUUGUUUUAAUAUGCUUAAAAGGUCCACAUUUUAAGGUAAAAACCGAGGUGGCUUUAGAAUUUAAUGGCAAUUAAGUAACCAUUAAGCUUCUGCCAGCAGAAGAAGAAGGCGUCCACGAAGCCUCAUGGACGGCACGUGGCGAACAAGGGUGGGAGGUCUAUUUUAUUUGACCCACACGGCUGGAACAAGACUGAAUCAAAAGUUUCGCCCGUGGCUGUUGUCAGCAUCAAAGGCAGUCCACACGAACAAGAAACAAGAGUGGUGUCUGUGCAUUCCAUGGAAAAAUUACGAAGAAGAGAAGAGAAGAGGAGGAGACGGAAAAAAAAGCAUAAGCUUAUGAGAAAGCUUAAGAGAUGGCGAGAGCAAAUAUACCCAGCAAGUGCGUUGGGGGUAAGUAAUUAUUCAGAAAACUUAAUGAUGUGUUUACUCAUGUUGGCCUGAAGCUCUUGGUUGCGCAAAUGUUUUGUUGGGUGAUGUCGAUGGCGGGUGUGUUUCUACUUGAACUAAAAUGCUCGCAAAGUAAAUUCAGAAACGCUAAGAGAUCUAUCUAAAUGUGCACGAGCGUUCCAUUAGUGUUUUCCCGUUGAGCCAUUUAAAAACUAAUUGGGAAAAAAUGACAUCUAAUUGUCCCGGAAUCUCCCGCUUAGCUUGCGUUUCAAUAGGCGGUUAUCCAUUUGCCUUAUCUAUUUCGUUAUAUUCUUUGAACUAAUACGUCAAAAUUAGAAAAUAUUAUUUUCACCAUUUGACCUUAGCAUACCUCAACUGCCAAAGAAGAUAGAGAACCUCUUUUUGUUUGUAUGAAGACAUAUCUUUGCACGGGUCAUUACACAGCAUGAAUGAGUGGGGUCGAAGCAGCUUAUCAAAUCCUUCUAAUGAUAGCCACGAUUGAACAUCUUUCUCAACACCCACUCUCGAAAAAGCGAACUCAACUUUUUACACAGAUAAAACUCAAAACUUGUACACAGGCAGAAACACGCAUGCAUAAUGUUGAAGCCAGUUUUAACGUUGUAAGCAGAAAAGUUUCGCUUGGUUUCAGCUGAAUUCAAUGAGUUUUAUGGAUUUCCGACAAAACAUAUUUGAAAGACUAAAACUCGGCUGGUGGCGAACUAAAAUACUAAUGUAAGAUAUUAAUAGAAUAUCAAUGUGAAAUAUUGAUAGUAUCCGUGAUGUUUUUCAAAUCAUCACAGACGUGAGAGAGCGGUAAACGGUUUACUGAUCAGAGGGUCAAGACAGGGGAGCCAUGACGAAGCAUAAAUUCGAAAAAAAAAAAAACAGUAAAGGCACACGGCAGAAUUAUUUAUUUUGCACACGCGACUGGAAAGCUAGGAAAUGACCUCUACUAAUCACCUAUUCCACUUCUUUGACUGCUUGGUUAAUCUACAUGAUACACAGAGAGUAUAGUCUUGGCCUCCCAUGUUCCUUAAGUUCCAGUUCAAAGUCCUAUUUUGCUGAAACAGAGCUGUGAUAUGGUGACUGAACUCGUGUAAAAUCUGUCCUUCAUUCGUGUUUUUGGCUGCUUUCUGUUUUUUUGUAAGUAAAUUAGUUCACCCUAUGGCCAAAUAUCUCCUGGUAAUUAACAAAAAAUAAUAAAAUAAAAUAAUUAAUUUCUAAAGACUCUAUUCUGUCCUUCAUUCGUGUUUUUGGCUGCUUUCUGUUUUUUUGUUAGUAAAUUAGUUCGCCAAAUAUCUCCUGGUAAUUAACAAAAAAAUAAUAAAAUAAAAUAAUUAAUUUCUAAAGACUUUAUUGAUAAGACUAAGUAAUAUUUCCACUUUUAAGCCCGCUGUCAAGUGCUACACCUGCGAAUUGAUCACUUAAGGUAACAACUACCUUGAGAGAAUAUCACGGUAUCAGAUAUAUCAUAAACUAUAUCCGGUCAUCGCCGUAGGCAACAACUUUAUGACAAUGUAAAUUGCGGAGGCGUGGGUCAAAGAACAAUAAGCUCGCAUGGCAAAAUGACUGAAGGGUGACUGCUAACAAACUUUAAUGAAAUUUUUGUUUGAGGUUCAGUGACUUAAAACACCCGCAAGUCAAUAUAUGCAAACAUUAUUGACAGAGGGAAGCAAUAUCCCUGUUAGCAUUAGAGCGCUUCAACACAAAGCCACUGACGCCCAAUGCAUUAAUUCGAACUAGACGACACCUGCUAAGUUUCCUCUGCCCUGUAGACCAUACAUAAGCAGCGUGAAACUCAGCAAAUUUGAAACUUUGGCAGGAAGCAAGAAUUUAUUUGACAAUAUUUAUUAGUAUGUCUUUUCACAUUUUAUAGAAAAUUGUAUUGUUUUCAUUUAACACAACUAUUACGUGAUGUUUAUACCGACUCCGAUCAUAACCACAACUUUUAGAUCUCUCUCAUUAAAACAAAUGCCCAUAAAAUUGCGUGAAUCGCUCUAAAUUAAGCACAAAUUUUGUAAUCACUUGUUGGGUGUAUGUUAGCAUGGCGGCCAAGAUACGACUUCGUUGUGCUAUGACUUUGGGCCAAAAAAGAAAAACACACAUUAUGGUUAUUAUGAUUUUUUGGUAAAACCGUACGAGGAAUAAGAAUCAAACAAAACCCCCCAAAAUAAUUGUUUCGUUCAAAUGGAAAUUGCAGUGAUUACUAUACGGUCCCUCAACUAUAAGUCAGAGUGUCUUUGGCUCUCACGGCCAGGAAAGGGACUGCAACUAGCACUUGAAAAAACUAACUGCACCAACUUUGUCAAGUUAAACUCCAAUGUUGUAGAAAAAUGCCCGACCAUACAUAGAUCAUGCCUUGUUUCGUUAGAUUCAUUCUAUAUCGUAGUUUUAGAGUUUUAAGUAUGAAAAGAAAAAAAAAUUGAGAAUGUUUUGUUAUCAUCUCAGCUCAGCUUCGACCAAAAAAUGUUUAAUUCGCCAUGACACAGCCACUUCCACUCACAUUCAACUGGUGAAGCCAACAACAAAACUUUAUUAAUAACAAAUAAAAUUACAAAAGUAUUGCCCGCAGCUGGCAAGGCUAUUCGAGGCGGGACAAUGCGUGCAAAAUACAAGAAAUAAAGACUAAGGCUAUUAACUAAGGAAAGUUUACAGUUAGUUACAAAUAAAUGAAAUAAAACUCGUAAUAUGGAUGCGGACUACAUAUAUUGUAAAAGUAGAAACCAAUAAGCAAGAAUUUAUUUUUCGACCUUUUUGGCUAAUUUUACCUUUUUAAUUAAGGUGGGCGAAGCCAAUUUCGUCUCCUGCACACGAGCUAAGAAACAAGGGCAUAUUUCCGCCUCUAAAUUUACUAAAAUGAUUUUCAUGGACCUUAGUUAAGUAGCCACUCACUUCAGGUGUCAGCGCCUCGUUUAGCGUGUUUUUUAGUUGUAGUCAGUUUACAGUAACGUUAGUUUAAUAUAGAUCUCAAAUCGCAGUUGAUAAAUGUUUGGCUACAAGGCUGAAAAUAUGGAUUAUUAUGAAUUGUUUAAAUUAUUAACUCAAAUUCAACUACGUUUAGUAGCUAGUCCCAGGCGCUUAGAUAGGGAGGGGUAGAAGGGGGAACCCUUUUUUUUUCGCCCUCCUCCCAGUAACCCCACCCUCAACGCUUGGUGUUAGUCAGUUCCUAUUCACUGCUCUUUGCUCCCCCCCCCAAUGUUUGAGCCUCUAGAACAGGAUACUGGUUAUAAAGAAAUAAUUUGCAUUGAUAGCAAAAAGUUUAUUUAAAUGACUUUAAUGGCGUAGUUACACUGUAGCUACUUACGUUUGAUUCGCGCCUUCUUAGUUACGCGUCUUCCUGUCUAUCAGAGCAUCGGCAAGUAAAUUCAUUACCUGUAUUUAAUUGACUUUAAAUAAGUAUUAGUUUACAGUGUUAUAGGACUCAAACACGCUUCCUGUUGCUUUGUUUAUACCUUUCUAGAACCAAUACCAAUACCCCAAGAGAGAGUGCAGAAAUUGGAUAGACUGUAAAAAAGACGAAUGCUGCAUAAGAACUAGCAGUACUAGUGGGUAUUGCAAGAAAAGGCCGCAAAAAGGGCAAAGAUGUAGACCUAUUUUGCUGGUAAGUUGUGACAACAAUAUUUUCUUCGGGGAGUGAAUUUAUUUAUUUUUAUUUUUUUUCCCCUUGUCGAAUCCGACGCAUUAGCCAGUAGAUCCUCAAAAAAACUGACAGAUUCAAACACUUCAGGAAAGUCAUGUCCUCGAAGGAAAAAUCGUGAAAUUUUGCAGCCGGCAAGAUGGAUCCAUUUUGCCCCCUCGGGUUUUUCCGCGUUGGUCCCGCAACUGAAAGGUUAUAAUUUUGCCCAUAUAAUAAAUCCUUUAUUGAACAACCUUGUUCGGUCUUGAUGACUGAAUAUUGGCCUCGUUCUUUUUUUGGCGUUUUUAUUCAUCUUGGUCAAUAAAAACUCAAAAAUAACCAGGCCAAUAUCCAGCCAUCUUGACCUCACGCUUGGUCAAUAUAGCUUGAAAUUUUAUCCCAACAGCGUACGCUCUCCUAACAAAUCACUUAAAGACUGGUUCCUUGGAAAACAUUUAAUUUUGUUUCCCUCCAAUCUCAAUGUUUCCCUCAUUGAUUCUCGGGAAAAAAAUUUAGCUUUUUCCGUCGGAACCAGUCAUAAGUGUUUAUUAUUGACCUUAACUUCAGCUUUCUGGAUUGACAUUAUCAUUGCAGCCUGGACUUAGAGACUGCCCCUGUGAUGUAGGGCUAACUUGUACCAGCUAUAAGAAGGCAAAGCGGGGCCUAAAACACAGAUGCGAACGGUUGAUAAAAGAUCCACGAAACUUUGAAGUUGAACAGCGGAAUGUUUCGAUUCAGGGUAAUACUCAAGCCUCGUGAUAUUACGUUUGAGCAACUUGGAAGAUGAAAGGAUGAGCACCAUGGAAUCAGGAAUCCAUCCACAGUCACGGUCAAACCGUACGUGGUACAACACUAACAAUUUCUCUGGACCUAACUUUCUUUGCAGUUUGGUCAAAAUUACUUUACCUUGCCAGAUAUUGAUAAGGUCAAGCUUAUUGUGCACUUAACCGUUCACUGAGAAGUGGUAAGCUGUGUGUAAUCUUUCUCCCAAAGAUUGCUUGCACUUGAAGGCACUGUAUAGCAAUUAGAUCAUUGUGAGACAUUGUAGUUCAUAUAUAUGAAACUUCAUAUACUCACUUUCAUAUGUAAAGCAUUGUUUUCACUUUGCUUGCUUUCUAUCGACGUGUGGCUGCUCGACUAAGCUCACAAACCAUUUUCUCAGGCCGAAAACUCGGUUUUCAAGAACCUUGGGUCAAACCGGACAAAUGGUUAGCGGCUUACAAAUUAGCCAUCAGGUUUAGUUAAUUUAUUAUGACUUCUUCAGUAUUUUUCUCCAAAAAUGUUAAGCGGGACUGAUUAUUUAAUUGUUUAGUUACACGCGUAGCAGGGUUUCGUGUGCAGAAGUAAAUGAAAUUCACCUUUCUAUUAAUUGUGCAGAGGUAACUGAUUAGAUUUGUCAUGGGGUUAAUCCUCGAAGACAACGUUGUCUUCUGGUGUGUUCAUAGGUUGCUUAACAACGGAAACCAAAAUAUGUACUGUGCACGUGAAUUGCUCUAACUUUUUUGGGGAACAUAGAAUAAGUGGAGAAGGGGAGCAGCCAAACGGGCAACUCAACAUGACAGGAAAUACAAAGAAAGGGUUGUGGUAAAUAGAAUUUUAUGAUGAUGAUGAUGAUGAUGUUGUUGUUGUUUUUUGGGGGAGGGGGUGGGGUUGCCGUGCUGAAUGAGAGUACAAUUCAACAAACCCCUUAGCUACUCCCGAAUGCCAUAAUAAUAUUUAGCAAACAUGCUUUGUAACAUGCCCGACAGUCAGACAGUCACCCAUACUGACUUUAGCUAAAGAGUAGAGAUAUCGUGUUCAUUUUCUCAUCUCGUAGCCGGGAACUGUAAUAUUUUUGGACGUUAAACGCAUGUUAAUUCGUAGCUAGUCCAGAUGCUUGAUCACCUCAGCAAGUCAGGCAACGUAGAAUGUAGUGUUUUGAAUCGGGAUUAACUACUUCAUAUUCCAACAAAAUGUAGCUGAAUCUGGGAAUUGCAAAAACUGCCUCGACUGUCUUCGAGAAUUAGACCCCAUUUUAUUUUACCGGGGGGGUACUCCUGAGAAAUCUUAGUGGGGGUGUGCCGCCCUGUACUCCAAAUCCUGACCCUAUUUCAGACCCAAAAAUGUCAUU
Messenger RNA from Porites lobata, 6808 nucleotides. NCBI's taxonomy places the organism in Eukaryota, Metazoa, Cnidaria, Anthozoa, Scleractinia, Poritidae. The record is from the annotation of a GenBank genome assembly.